This is a messenger RNA of Cottoperca gobio, 2474 nucleotides long. Its product is annotated as alpha-1,3-mannosyl-glycoprotein 4-beta-N-acetylglucosaminyltransferase C-like. The record is from RefSeq and is a predicted model, not a curated record. The coding region runs from base 308 to 1741 and encodes 477 amino acids. Gene Ontology annotation, molecular function: acetylglucosaminyltransferase activity. The transcript is spliced from 5 exons. Gene Ontology annotation, biological process: protein N-linked glycosylation. Lineage: Eukaryota; Metazoa; Chordata; Actinopteri; Perciformes; Bovichtidae.
GGAGGAGGAACAAGGAUGAGAGAUAGCAGCGCUGCAGCGAGAGCGAGCGCCCUGCCUGCCUUUGCGACGAGUGUUUACUCCACUUUUCCUGAGAGCCGGUUAUGUUCCCUCUGCGUGAGUCAUGGAAGUGAUUUAGGUGAGUGGAGCGUCGCGGAGUGGCAGCAGAAAGCCCCAGAUCUGUGUGUGUGUCUGCGCCGUGGGCAGGCCGACUCAUUUUGUGAUUAAGGAUCAAUGCCAGUCCUCCGAGCUAAUAGAAGGAACCCUGACAACGACCCGACCGCAUCAGCAAGCAGUGAUCUUGAGGCUCAUGUGGAAGUCCGUGGACAAGAUGAGGUGUUUCAGGAAACGGUCCAUGUUCCCGUUCUUCGGCUUCCUCAUCACCUUCCUCCUCUUCUUCAACCUUUACAUGGAUGAUGGAUACGUGCUGGAGGCUGAGAAAAGUCAGCUGGGAGAGACGCUGAUGCAUCCUGCAAACUCUGAGAGAUACGUGCACACGUUCAGAGACCUGUCCAACUCCUCCGGGACUGUUAAUGUCACGUAUCGCUACCUUGCAGGAAUUCCUUUGCCACGCAAAAAGUAUCUCACCAUUGGUUUGUCGUCGGUCAAGAGGAAAAAGGGAAACUACCUUCUGGAGACGAUCAAGUCCAUCUUCGAUCAGUCCAGUUACGAGGAGCUCAAAGAGAUUGUGGUCGUGGUCCACCUGGCAGACUUUGACCUGGCCUGGUGUGAGAACCUGGUGCAGGAAAUCACCAGGAAGUUUGCCCACCACAUCAUAGCCGGACGCCUCCUGGUGAUCCAGGCCCCCGAGGAGUACUACCCAUCUCUGGACGGCUUGAAAAGGAACUACAACGACCCGGAGGACCGCGUCCGUUUCCGCUCCAAGCAGAACGUGGACUACGCUUUCCUCCUCAACUUCUGCACGAACCUCUCUCACUUCUACAUGAUGUUAGAGGACGACGUGCGCUGCUCCAGGAACUUCCUGACGGCGCUGAAGAAGGUGAUCACCUCCAGAGAAGGUUCCUACUGGGUGAUGCUGGAGUUCUCCAAGCUGGGCUACAUCGGGAAGCUGUACCACUCCAGAGACCUGCCACGUCUGGCUCAUUUCCUCCUCAUGUUCUACCAGGAAAUGCCCUGCGACUGGCUCCUCAUCCACUUCAGGGGGCUUCUGGCCCAGAAGGACGUGAUCCGCUUCAAGCCCUCGCUGUUCCAGCACAUGGGCUACUACUCCUCUUACAAAGGAGCCGAGAACAAGCUGAAGGACGACGACUUCGAGGAAGACUCCGUAGACAUUCCUGACAACCCUCCUGCCAGCCUUUACACAAACAUCAACGUCUUUGAAAACUAUGACGCCACCAAGGCUUACAGCACUGUGGAUGAAUAUUUCUGGGGGAAGCCUCCGUCCACCGGAGAUUUCUUUGUCAUAAUCUUUAACAAAUCUACUAAAAUCAGCAGAAUUAAGAUUGUGACGGGCACCGAGGACAGACAAAAUGACAUUCUUCACCACGGAGCUCUGGAGGUCGGACAGAAGUCUGUGGACACUAAGCAGGGCAGGCAGUGCACGUCCUACAUCACAUUAGGAGAGUUUAAAGGCGGAAGCAUCGAGGUUAACAACGUGGACCACAAGAUCGGCUUUGACAUCGAGUGUGUGCGACUCGUCGUCACUGCCAGUCAGAAGGAAUGGCUCAUCAUAAGAACUAUCAGCUUAUGGACCACACAGCCUGCCAGUCAGUUUAAAAAGUAACACAAUGAUCGUCUGUAUGUACAGUAUUGAUUUGGGAUGCAAGUUCAUUUUGCACUACUUGUGGGAAAAAUGUGUUUUGGGAUUCAAAGCGAUCCAUAUUUUCUUGGGUUGUUCAGAGAUCUGCUGUAGAACCACGUGUGCACGGGAUGAACCGAAUGUUUGUUUCAUAUUCGAAGCUUCUGUUGAGGUUUUCGAAUGAAGCUUUGAAUGUUUGACGUCACAUUUUAUGACGUCACCCGAAAACAAAUGGGAGAGAAUAUUUAUUGAUUGUAAUUUUAGUUACAUAAAUAUAAUUUAUGGUGAUGUUAGAUCGCUGCUAGGCCGCUCCCCGUUAACACAGGUGUGCGCCUCCCUUCGUGUGGGGUAAGCUGCAGGGAAAGAGUAUUCCGCUAGAUAAAAACACGUUUUUCAAGAAGUCUUGGACUGGAGGAAAUGUUUGGAUCGCACAUCGGAAACAAUGCUACGCAGUACCACUGGAAUCUAAUUCUACAAAUAGUAUAUUACUGAUAGUACUAGUGUAGCCUAGUCUUCAUCUGCAACUGUGCAGAAAUCCAGGCUUUAAACACAAUGAAUAGACAUGCAAGGAAAAACAAAGCAGCUUUGAAGCUUCAAAGUAUUCGCUUCAGCCCUUAUGUUUUCAAUUUGAUGUAUUAAAAUGACAAAUCUGUACAGUAUGGAGCCUUUAUACGUAUGUUCAUUUUCAUAAAUCUGUGUAUAAAAUUGUUCAUACAUG